Messenger RNA from Prunus armeniaca (apricot), 618 nucleotides. Lineage: Eukaryota; Viridiplantae; Streptophyta; Magnoliopsida; Rosales; Rosaceae. The record is from the annotation of a GenBank genome assembly.
AUGAUGCAAUGGCAGGUCAACAGGCAAUUCAGGAAGGAUCGAGAGGCUGCCAUGGCCAGAAUUCCCAAUCCCGAUGAGGUGGUCCAGCAACUAGACCUUCCCUAUGGUCCCCCACCAGGGUUGGCGUGGCCAUAUCAAGAGAAUCCUCUUGUUGCACAGAUAGCUGGGAUACCAGAACGGGGAGGAAUCCAGGCUGGACACGGGGAAGUGGCUUUUCCUAUCCAAGAACGUCUGGCCCCAAUACGGCCAGAAGGUCCUGCGCCAGGACAAGUUCCACAGAAUCAGCAAGAGCCUCAGCCUGCUCCGCAACAAGCGGCCCCACAAGAUCACCCUAUGGAAAUUCUGCCUGAACAGCCAGCAGUGGUACCCUACAGGCCCAGAAGGAUGGACCCCAAUCCAUUCCCUCCACCUGCAAGAGGAAGGAGAGGCAGAGGGGGAAAUUACCCUUAUGCUAAUAACGACAGGAACAGGCAGGGGGCAAACUGGAGGAACCACCCAGGCCUGGAGGAGCCGGAGGAGCACAGGGAAGAAGUUCUGCCUAGACCAUAUAGGGCAGAACCACGAUUCAAUCAUGCCCAGCCAGAACAGGGACAAAACCUCCCCCUGUUAAUGCUCUAA